Messenger RNA from Elgaria multicarinata webbii, 9064 nucleotides. RefSeq names its product ecotropic viral integration site 5 like (gene EVI5L). The coding region runs from base 215 to 2713 and encodes 832 amino acids. Lineage: Eukaryota; Metazoa; Chordata; Lepidosauria; Squamata; Anguidae. The transcript is spliced from 21 exons. The record is from RefSeq and is a predicted model, not a curated record.
CGGCAGCAGCAGCUCCUCCAUGGCUGCUGCAGCUCCCGGCGUGGUUACCUCCGCCGUGCUGCAUGUGCUGACAGAGGGGGAGGCGGUGGCCGUCGAGGCCGGGCCCGGAGGCUUAGGACCCCCGCCUCCCUGAGGAGAAGGAGCCGAAAUGGCAGUGCCGGCCGAGCAGGUGAUACUUUGACCUUCCUGCAAACUGUUUCUGAAGACUUUUUGAAUGAAUAUCCCUGUUACUCUCAAACUGCCUGAAAUGGCAAGUCCAGCGAUCAGCCCUGACUCUUCCUCCCAUGAAGCACUCUCGUCUGUCAACUCCAUGCCUGCAUGCUCCCCCACUUCAGAUUCUGAGAACCUGAGCCCAGAUGAGCUGGAGCUAUUAGCAAAGCUAGAAGAACAAAACAGGCUUCUGGAAGCAGAUUCGAAAUCUUUGCGCUCUAUGAAUGGUUCACGAAGGAACAGUGGAUCCUCUUUGGUCUCCAGCUCUUCUGCCUCAUCCAAUCUGAGCCAUCUUGAGGAGGAUACUUGGAUAUUGUGGGGAAGGAUUGUCAAUGAAUGGGAAGAAUGGCGGAAAAAGAAGGAAAAAUUGCUGAAGGAGCUCAUAAGGAAAGGAAUCCCCCAUCACUUUCGAGCCAUUGUUUGGCAGCUUCUCUGUAGUGCCACUGACAUGCCUGUGAAGAAUCAGUAUUCAGAAUUGCUGAAGAUGUCUUCUCCUUGUGAAAAGCUGAUCAGAAGGGACAUUGCCAGGACGUACCCUGAGCAUGAGUUCUUUAAGGGACAGGACAGUCUGGGUCAAGAGGUCCUCUUCAAUGUCAUGAAGGCUUACUCUCUAGUAGACCGCGAGGUUGGGUAUUGCCAGGGCAGUGCAUUCAUCGUGGGACUGCUCCUCAUGCAGAUGCCUGAAGAAGAGGCCUUCUGUGUGUUUGUACGGCUGAUGCAAGAGUACAGAUUACGGGAGCUGUUCAAACCUACUAUGGCUGAGCUAGGACUCUGCAUCUACCAGUUUGAGUACCUGCUGCAGGAACAGCUGCCUGAACUGAAUAUCCACUUCCGUUCCCAAAGCUUCCUUACCUCUAUGUAUGCAUCAUCCUGGUUUCUUACCCUCUUCCUCACCACCUUUCCUCUGCCUGUGGCCACUCGAGUGUUUGACAUCUUCAUGUAUGAGGGACUGGAAAUAAUCUUCCGUGUAGGGAUGGCUCUUCUGCAAUUCAACCAGGCUGAACUGAUUCAACUGGACAUGGAGGGGAUGUCACAGUAUUUCCAGAAGGUGAUCCCUCAUCAGUUUGACAGCUGUCCUGAUAAGCUAAUCUUGAAGGCCUAUCAGGUCAAAUACAACCCUAAGAAAAUGAAACGACUAGAGAAGGAGUACACUGCAAUCAAAAACAGAGAAAUGGAAGAGCAGAUUGAAAUCAAGAGGCUCCGUACUGAGAACCGUCUUUUGAAACAGCGAAUUGAAACCCUGGAAAAGGAGAGUGCUGCCUUGGCAGACAGAUUGAUCCAGGGCCAAGUUACCCGUGCCCAGGAAGCUGAAGAGAACUACAUCAUCAAGAGGGAGCUGGCAGUAGUUAAGCAACAGUGCUGCUCAGCAACGGAGAACUUGCAGAAGGCCCAAAGCACUAUCCGGCAACUGCAGGACCAGCAGGGAAAUCCCCGCUUCUCUGAGGAGUUUGUGAGCCACCUGGAAACCGAGCUGGAGCAGUCACGCUUGAGGGAGUCUGAGACCCUGAGUGCACUGAAAGAGAUGCAGGACAAAGUGCUGGACAUGGAGAAGAAGAACAGCCUGCUUCCGGAUGAAAACAAUGUGGCCCGUCUGCAGGAAGAGCUGAAGGCUAUGAAGUUGCGGGAGUCUGAGGCUAUGAAGUCCUUCAGGGAGCUGCAGCAGCAAGUGAAGGAGCUCAAUGACAACUGGCAGGCCCAUCUGAGCCGGACAGGAGGGAGAUGGAAGGAUUCCCCUCGCAAGAACACGAUGAAUGACCUCCAGGAUGAACUGAUGAGCCUCCGCCUGCGUGAAACACAGGCCCAGGCGGAGGUCCGGGAGCUGCGCCAGAGGGUGGUAGAACUGGAAACCCAGGAUCAGAUCCACAGCAACCACCUAAACCGGAUGGAGCAGGAAUGUGCUGGGCUGCAUGAGAAGGUACAGUACCUCACUGCCCAGAACAAGGGACUGCAGACCCAACUGAGUGAGACCAAGCGCAAGCAUUCCGAAUCCGAGUGCAAGAGCAAAGAAGAGGUCAUGGCUGUGCGCCUGCGAGAAGCUGACAGCAUGGCUGCUGUGGCAGAGAUGCGGCAGCGGAUUGCUGAACUGGAGAUUCAGAGGGAAGAAGGGAUGAUCCAGGGCCAACUCAACAAUUCUGACUCCUCCCAGUACAUCCGUGAACUCAAGGAUCAGAUUGAUGAACUUAAGGCAGAGAUCCGGCUGAUGAAGGGACAGAAGCCUUUUGAGGACUCCAUGGGCUUUGAUGGUAUUCAUAUUGUGAGUCAUCUGGCAGUGGAUGAUGACUCACUGCAUUCUUCAGAUGAGGAGCUGCUGACCAGCCCCAUGGUGGUGGGUGCCCUGCAGGAUGUCUUGUACCCACUCUCUCCCCAUAACACUCACUUUCUACGGGGUGCUGAGAGCUCUGGUAAGGAGAGUGACGGCACCACAGAUAGCGAUCCAGAUGACCCUGCCUCCGCCACUGAGCCCAAUGGUGAGAUCAUCUUUGCAGAGGCCCUGAGCAAAUGAGGUGAGAUGCUGCUGCCAUCCCAACUCCGUCUGGAAGGCACUCGGUCCUCUGGCCAGGCUGGACUGAGGGGUCAGAGACAGAUCACACAAGAUGCAACUGAGUCCCCUAACCAGUAAGUACCAUGUCUCUGAGAAGGCACACGGGGAGCAGAUAGAGUUCUACAGCUGGCCGGCAUUAUUACAUGGACCAUCUCUAUUGAUUGUUGUGUGCACUGCCUUUUUCCAGCUCUGUCGUCACCGAUAGUUAAAAUCGAAAUCCAUGUAUUGGCCUCAUUCACAUGCCCCACCCCAACCCGUUGCCACACCUUCCCCCCCUCCCACACACACACUCGAUUUGCACACUCAAGAACUUUGAAGGGACAGCAGAAGCAACCAGUCCACUGGUUGAAUAGAUUGCAGUCCAGUAGCAAAUAAUCUCUGUAUCCUUGCUGUGCUUGGAGAGAUGAGAAGGGUCGGUCUUCCCUUUAUUUAUAUGUGUCCUUGUACACUCCUGUUCUAAAUGCAGAGGAGAAAACUGAAUGACUCCACACUCUUUGUGAUUUUUCAACCCAGGGAAAGGACAGGGAGGGGUGUGUGGAGAAUGUUCUUCUGAAGAGGUGAUUUGGUUCAAGAGAGAGAGAGAGAGAGAGAUUAUAUUUUUGUUCUUGCAUAUAUUAUUUAUUUAUACUGUAUAAUUGCCAAAUUCUCUCCUUUAGAGGAGCCUUGGCAUAAAGCUUUAAUUUCAAUGAUCUUGAGGGCUUUUAUGGAGCAGCCAGUACUGCUUCUGUAGCUAAAGAUACAUAAUUUGUUUUUCCUUUUGAGUUGGACUGUGGUAAGGGAAGUGCUCCACAUGGUACCUUCUAUGGCUAAUUUUGCCUCAAGCUGUAAUUCAGUUCUGCUGCAUCCAUGACAGGGCAUUUAGUUGUUGUUUUGCUCCAUAUGGUAAACAGCAGUUUCCUCCAGAAUUCUUGGCCUGGAAUUGUAUGGAUUGAGAGCAUAUUCUUCCUUAACUCCACUUUUAUGGCCAGCUCUUCAAACCAUGAUUCUUGCAAAGUUCUGGCCAUUGUUUGAUUUGCUCCAGGCAGGCAGAACACCCAGAAAAUAGGUUUGUUUUAGGGAAGGCAAGUAGAAUCCUACUUGAACUUCUCUUCUGUUCAUGAUUUACAAGAUCAGAAUAAGUGGCUAAGUUUUCAGACACAUGAGAGAGCCUGGACAUUAGAAUGCUUUCUUGCUGGCAAACAAAGCUAACAUGUCAAGAGAGGGGAAUACUAGGAUAUCCCGAGAUCUGAUCCUGCGGAGAUAAAACAUGGAAAUGCCCAGACUCUCAUAGUGGAACUACGCAUGAAGCAAACACGAGGGUCCCAGCUCCACCUAACAUGGGAGAAACAGUGGGAAAAGUGUGUUUAAUCUUUUGUGCUCCUACUGAUUAUCCUAUGCAAACGCUUUCCUUCCCUCCCUCCGCAUAUAUGUUAACAUGUCUACUUGUACAAUAUGUAGCUCUGCUCCAAGACAUAACUCCUUGCAGAAACAGCCCUCUUUUCUUCCUUAAGGGGUGGAGGGCGGGGGCAGAGAAGAGACUUUGGCUUUUCAACAUGUUAGCUUCUAACUUUCACUUAGCAUGAAGACUGCUGACACAGCCCAACUAUAGCAGUGGGUGAAUAAAGAGUCCCUAAUCCGCAGGCAGGCAGGCAGGCGUGAGCUCAUUGAACAUUUUAAAUAAACUGUACAGUGAUCCACACCUCAGCUGGAAAUACUGCUCUGUCAUGCUGUUUGGGUGUCUACAUUGCAGUAUGAGCUCUUGCAACUCAGUAGGUGUUUAUUCAGUUCAGCCCAAAGAGGCUUGCUUUCAACAGAUGGGUCGAUCGCCGGCUAGGGAAAAAGCAGUGGGAAAACUGGGAACAUGGCAUGGGGCUGACUUCUCUCAGUCAAAGAUCAUUCUGAAAUAGGUAUUCAUGAUCCUUCCCUUAGUUUCCAGGGUGGACACCUGCUAGUUUGAAUCUGCCCCCUUUCCCUUAAAUGAUGCAGUCUGGGUUUAAGGUCAGUAAAGCCCCUCUCGUGUAACAUGUUCCUCAGGGUCGUGUGACACCACAGAAAGGCCUAGGUUGCAGCCCCCAUUGAAAAGAAGGCAAGGCCAUGGCAGCUCUGCAGGAAAUCACUUUGAAAGAUGUUCAGGGCUGUUUCCUUUCCCAUUUGAAGUGGGGAGAUCUCAAGGUUGAGUUGCUAUGAAAUGUUUAUUGUUGCAAGGUGUCUGAAUAAAGGCAUUGUUACUAAGGGAAUGAAGAUCAGUUGACAUUCGGAAACGGAGAGGGUUUUACAGAAAACCUGUGGAAGGGGUGGGGAUGUAAAAUGCUGAGGAUGCAGGGCUUUGGCCCUGCCAUAAAGGUGAGCAAUCUCAUUAGGCCACAUCGCUGACUAAUGAGGGUGAUCUAUGGACUACUUUCUGAAUUGGAAAGUAGAGUGUUUCUGCUUUCAGGGAAUGGGAAGCCGUUCUUGUCAUGGACUUACUUUCUUUUCUUCUUUCACUCAACACUAUUUCCUUGCUCUGAGCUGUUACAAACUAAUCUCUAAAACCUGCAUCAUUAUUUAAAUGUUCCUGUAUCAGACAUACGGAUCUCUUUCUGAAACAUGUCUCCAUGAUUCUUCCCUUGACAUGGGUUUCCCAAUUCAUUUGGUCCAUAGUGAAGGAGGAGUUCCGUAAAUUUUCCAGUUAUUCUUGUGCGUGCCUCUUAGCAACAGGUCAAACUUUGUCGGUCAUUUUGAACUCCCAAAUCCUGGACUCCUCUAGUGAAGUUAAACCAGCAUUUGCGGAAGCAGCAGGACAAACCUGCACCCACUUGGGUGGCCCUGAAGUAUUACAUAUAUGUAUUUAUAUAAGUAUGUCUGGGGAAAGGCUCCAGUUUGGUAUAACCUUACAUAUUUUAAUAGAUGUAUUCUAUAUAUACAUGCUGCACUGUAUUGCCAAAUUUAUGUAAUUUACUCUGCCAUUAUUCAGUCUCCCCCAGAGAUCAACAGCAUAAUAUGUGGUCCAAACAAGAGUUCAACCCGCACUGUUGCUUUGAUCUGCUUGUGUCAGUCGGAUGAAUUUUAUUUUAUUUUAUUGCUAGCAAUGGGCACACGUUUGCAAAUGUUGGAUGGCUUGUGAAACUGUUUGCCAGUUUGUGCAUAUUUCCUAGCAGUUGUUGUUGAUAUUUGUUUGUGUAGUGCUACCCGAAUGCUCGCUGCCUCCAAGAUUACAUGUUAGGAAGAAUUUUAAUAACUGCUGUUUCUAAAUCUGAAGUAACCCCAUUGACUUUAGUGUUUUCAGAUUCACACUGGAAUGAAUGGGAGAAGACUGUGUUCAUUAGACAGGAUCAAAUCCAAACUGCUUCCUCAGCCUGUUUUAGUCAGGGUUUUGGGUUGUUUUUAAUAUGAAAUGCACUUAGACAUUACUCAUGGAGUUUGUAACAUUUGACGUCUAAUAAUCUACAGUAAUUAUUCACACUACUGCCACUUUGUUUGAGACCACGGCUGUAGAACAGUAUGAUAUGUUUUACCAAAAGUUGCCACAAAUCCCAACCGCUGCUUCUGUAUCUCCACGUGAGCUCUCGUACAGGGAGGCCGCAGAAACUGCAAUAUGUCCAAAAUGUUUACAUUCUCCCAGAGAUGUCUAACCUCUGAGACUAGAUCCAUGCAACAUCAAGAGAAUAAGGGACAAGCGUUUUGACUUCUGCAGCUUCCCAGCAGGGAAUAUUUAUAUCCUUCUCGACUGCAGGACAUAUGAUAAAAAAUAAUAAUAUUCCUCGUUAUAGCCUAAUUGACUCCUUAGUGCCAUGGAAGAAUUAAAAGUAUUUGGAGCAAGGGGCUGGGUGAGAGAUACCAAUUCUAAUUUUACCAUCGAUAACAAGGUAUUCAGCUGAUUUCAAAUUUAGUGUUCCUUCCUGUUGAGUUUGGAUAAAUAGCAGAUGGGGAUCCGCCCCAGUGAACUGAAUGACAUUAAGUCAUGCUAUACCUAAUGAAAACAUUAACUUCAGUUAUUACAUUGAGGCUGAUUUACUUUUCAUACAAAUCUGGCCUUCACCUCUUUAAAAAUAAUCCAUUUUUGCCAAGAUGUCCCCCUUCCAGAGUAUUUAAUUCUAAUAAUACCACCAAGGGGUUUGCCUUUUUGUUGUAAUCACUGGCUAAAUUAGUAAUUAUGUGUUUGGGGGCUCCUGAAAUGGAGAACUAUGUAUUUUUGCAUACUAUCCACAUACAAAGUGCAAAGCAAGCUUUUGCCAUGGCAUAUGUAUGUUAAAAGACAAUGUCAGGCCAGCUAGUCUGGUUGGCUUCUUUGAACAUCCUCAUGACGUAUAGGAAUGUCAUCCCAAGCCAGCUGCCGUCCCUCUCUGCCGUCCCGACCAUUUUGCUUUGCUUUUGUAUUGUUCUUAGCCCAAAUGAUUGUGAAUGGAUUUCAAAGGAUGAAUCCAAUUAUUCUUGCAAGUAGUGACCCUUGUGAGCUCUCCUUCCCUGCAUUUUCCCCCAAAUGAACGUGCCAAAUACUGUAGCCCGUUCAGUGCUCUGGAGCACCCUUCCCCAACCUGAUGCCCUCUAAAUACAUUGGAUUGCAAUUCCCAGCCAGCACAGCAGGUUAGGGAAGGCUGCUCUGGAGCAACGUACCCAGAAAGGCAGGAACCUGGUGAGGGAGGAAAUGAAAUGUGCCUGUGCACACAGACCACUCUCAGGUACAUACCUGCUUCUGUCCUAAAAUGGGUCUGCACAGACCUUUCCUCCUGUCUCUCUCCUUAUCCUUUCUCUGUGCCCCAUCAGUAUUUUGAAUAGCACCGGGUCGUCAGGAAUCUGGCUGAUCCAUCCAAGUUCCAGAGUAAGCUGCAGUUUCUAAUACCAUCAGGGUGUCUGGUCAAGCCAACAUCUUAGGGCCGCCUGUUAUGCCUGGCCCCAGCAGGUUCUCUGGGAGAGGAUAGGCUGGAGGAGGUGGUGCUUUUGUGUGAUCUUUGAUCAUUACUGACAUGGUUCAGUUUGCACUUUAAUAGUAGUUCUUUCCCUUCUUCAUAAAGGGGAAAACAAAGUGGUGCUGUAUUUAAACUGGGGUUGGGAAUAUUUCCUCUGUUCUCCUCCCAGCUGUGACACUUGACUUCUAAGUCUUUCUCUAGCUUAAAUGCAUCUAUUGCCCUUUUGUGUGCCACAACGUCGUCUUCUGUAGAAGCAGGAGAGGCUGAGCUAACUACUGUGAAUAAUGUUUGGGUGGCACCCUGUCGAAUACACUAAAGAGGGUUCCCCAGGUUCAAGGUGCUCCAGGGGACAGAGUGGAAUGAAAAUCAAGAGGUUAAAAGAAACUGGGCUGUUUCUUUCAACAUGGUGGGAUUAUUACAAUAGGAGGAUACCUUGAAUGGUACCAAAAUUAGGGUUGACGAAGAUAGCUUUGCAAGAGAAAACACUGUAAUGAGGGACUUCGGUAGAAAGGAUGUGUUAGGACAGGUAAUAGUUUAAUGGAAGGAAUGCAGAAGAUUAAGUAAAAUGUCUGAAGUCACACUACAUUGUAUUUAUCUCUGGGUUAUGAAUAUAUCUGGAACCAAGUACGUUAGAUAUUGUAACUACACAAAUAUUGUUAAAGGUUGGUUACUAACCAUGGGGUAAAAGAGCUUCACUCUGUGGCAUUGUAGGAUCAUGAGACUAGUUAUGAAAAGAUUUUCUGGAAAAUCCCAAAGCAACAUAGCUCCAAAGCAAGAAUUCUGCCACAUGUAUGUAAAAGUAUAAAGUAUUCUUGCUGUUCCUGAAUCUCACCCUAAAAGCCAGGACCCGCUCCCCAGCUGGUAUAAAUCAGCGACAAGGCAUUGAAAUUAGUGAUAAACUUGCCAGACCUUUAGUCGCAUAUCUGGCUCAAAUUUGUGCCAUCUUGUAGAAUAGUAUAAGUGAAAGGACAUGUGGUUGAACGCAGAAGAGUCAAGUGGGGCCAGGAGCACCGGGCAUUUCAGUGUUGAAUGAGGCCUUGAUAGUAGAGCCAUGCACCCCUGCUGGAAUUCUCACAUGCACAGUGGGAUCCCCUGGCAGAAGCAGACUGGCCCAUGUUUCAUCUUUGUAUAUUGACUUGCCCCAUAGUAUGUGCAGCUUGAUCACUAAAUACUAGCAAAGAGCAAGCUGCUCCUAUCCAGAAGGAAUAGGCAGGUUACCGUGUGUGGUUGCUUUCCAGGUUGGAAGAUAGAUUUUUCUCUUCAGAGCCCCAACUGUUCCUGAAAUCAUGUGUAUAGUGUAACUAUGUACCAGUGCCCCUUCUUUUCUCCUCAAACUAUAACUUCCAUUCUUUCUCGCCCAUGCCCAUGUAAAAACAAAUAAUGUUGUACAAAAUAUCUGUACUUUCAACAAAAGAAACCACCACCACCCACAAAAUAAACUAUUUAC